UCCACUACCCCGAGCGAAUAUCUUCGAGAAUGGAGACGUUUAAUGAGCGCCAAAAGGCCCUUGGCCAGUCAGCUGCCGUCAAUCAAGAGCAAUUAGAUGCCCGCCGUGCUGCGAAUGCUCCCAUAUCACCCCCGCCGUUGAGACGACUACGUCAUCCACUUCAGGAAAGCUUCGCCUCUGGUGCAACAGACUUCGUGCGGCAAGCGCCGUUCGAUGUAAAUGUUGCCGCUAGCAAGUCAUCGAGCCGAAAUUCAGGAAAUGCCGCAUCAGAAGCCAACGCGUCCAGCUGGACGGGACAGGUCUGGAAGUGUUGCUCGUGCCAACAAAAAAUCGAGAAGGGCUUCGACCCACUGGUGCGGUGUCAUGAAUGUGCGAGACCUUACCAUGAAUCCUGUUUAGGAUCCAUGGCAGCUCCAAAUGACUGCCAUGGUCAAUUGCGAUGUUUCAAACAACGAACCAUGCCCAAUCCGACAUCACUCAUAUCAAAGAAUGCACCGUCGCCGAGAUAUCGAAUCGAAGUCCCCGAUACACCUGAGCACCCUCAUCGGAGUGGUGAACAGACCGCAAGUUCCAAUCCGGUAGACGUGGUUGAACAAGCUGACGCACUACCCGAACUGCUUGACUCCGUACUGGGUAUGGAGCAGCUGGAGGUCGAAGAUAGAGAAAUCCAUCCAAGCUUAUGCUGCAUAUGUAACAAGACGCCGGUCCCCAAAGGCGACAGUGGCAAAGGCGUCAAAUGUCCACAAUGCAGAAUGACUGCGAAGAAUCUUGCGUCGUGCCGGAUCGAUUUGACUAUUCCAGAAACUCCAGAAUCAACACUACAACCUGUAUCUAGCAUUGAGGCCCCCUUUGCAUUACACAGUCCAAGUUUGAAUGUGUCUACUACAGCAUCCGAUCGCGAGAGCCUGGUUUUCACCGAGCAUUCGUCCGACGAAACACCAGGCACUGAAGAUGCCAACAUGGCCGAUAUAAUGUCACCUGUUUGUGACUAUGUAGAACGUUUGCAAACAAAGUCCCCAUCACCAUCCGGCACCCUACGGCAACACCCUUCAAUAGGUGAGGAGCGACCACAUGAGCUGGAACAGCUCAUAGCGAUCGCUUUGCUUGCGGCACAGGGAGAUCCUCAGACGACAGCUCAGAUCCACACUUGGCUGAACAAUAACUGCACAGAAUAUUGUCCCAACAAAGAUUGGGAAAGAUUGAUCAAUGCACAAUUGUCAUUGAGUCAAGAUUUCAUAGCAAACAACGAGGGGAUAAUACCCAUCCUAUCGUGGACUUUUGUACACGAAGAGUGCAAGGCCAAAUACCAAAGAAUGUAUUCGCAGUAUCCUGCGCUCGUCGCAUCGAGGCAACGGGCCGUUGAAAGGCAGAGUACAUCCACUUACCAUGCAGGUACCUCGGAUACAGAUACACCUACACCUACGUCACCCCAACCAGAUGAGUCACCGGUAAUUGAUCAGGAAAUGAUGGAUAUCGAUGAACCGACUUGGAAUACUCCUGGCUUGGUUGAGGGAGGAGAUAUCCCAGAUAUCCCCCCAAUAUCACCUAAUCUUUCACUGCCGGUGCGGCCUGAUGUGCGACUGGAGUCCAAUUUCUUCAAAGCCUUCCCGCAAUACAUCAAGCCUCAUAUCGAUACUAUGUCAGAAGAAGACAAGAAAACGAAGAUUACAGAGAUCCAGAAACGCCCCUCAAGAAAGGCAGGAUUUGGUGCCUGCAUACGUCCCGGUUCUCAAAGAGCUUUACAGCCGGAUGUGCACAACGAGAAAAACCUCCCAGAACCGACUCACCCCCUUUUCGUGUUGGACAAGGCUAUCACUGCAGAGGGUGAGAAUGAAACGGAUGAGAAUGAAACGGACACGGUGCCGACGUUAUCUGACUUGCAGCUUGCCUUUCGUGAUGGUGGUACACAGGUGGAUGGCAGAAUGUCACGCCCCAGGAGGAAAGUGUACAAAGUCGGUCGAAUCUUUGGCAGCAGCUUACAGCUGUAAAGCCUGUUGUCUCACGCACAGAUACCCUGUCCCGUUGUGCCAUGGCAGAAGGCACCGCGUCAGUGACAUUCUAUUGUUUU
Messenger RNA from Periconia digitata, 2068 nucleotides. The record is from the annotation of a GenBank genome assembly. NCBI's taxonomy places the organism in Eukaryota, Fungi, Ascomycota, Dothideomycetes, Pleosporales, Periconiaceae.